UCCUUCCUUACCAGCCAGCCACUGAUAUAUAUAUUUAACAGUGUACCAUAUACCUUUUUGUUCCUCUAUAUAUUUAUAUGCACUCCAUUUUAUAUAGAUUGGCACUAUACUCAUAUCUGUUAAUUCUUUCUAUAACUUCCUAUACGCUGCAAAAGAGCAAAUUGGCCAAAUCCCAAUAUCGGACAGCGCUGUACUAUCUUUCUUACCUACUACAAUGGUGACUACUUUGAUCCCAAGAGUAGAAAGCUUAUCAAACAGUGGUAUUGAGUCAAUCCCAAAAGAAUACAUUCGCCCAAAAGAAGAGCUGACCAGCGUAGGCAAUGUCUUCGAAGAAGAGAAGAAAGACGAAGGACCUCAAGUUCCAACAAUUGAUUUAAAAGAAGUGGAUUCUGAAGAUAAAGAAAUACGAGAGAAAUGCAGAGAAGAACUAUUGAAAGCAGCCAAAGACUGGGGUGUUAUGCACCUUGUUAAUCAUGGCAUUCCUGGUGAGCUUAUUGAUCGUGUGAAGAAAGCUGGACAGGCUUUUGAUCUUCCGGUCGAGGAAAAAGAGAGGUAUGCUAACAAUCAAGCUUCAGGAAAGAUUCAAGGUUAUGGAAGUAAGCUUGCUAAUAAUGCAAGUGGGCAGCUGGAAUGGGAAGAUUAUUUCUUCCACCUUAUUUUUCCCGAGGAGAAACGUGACAUGUCUAUUUGGCCCAAGACUCCAACUGAUUACACAGAGGUGACAAGUGAGUCUGCAAGGCAGCUGAGAGGUCUAGCAACAAAAAUUCUGUCACUACUAUCAGUUGGCUUGGGACUAGAAGAAGGGAGGCUAGAAAAAGAAGUAGGUGGCCGUGAAGAGUUACUGCUUCAAAUGAAGAUCAACUACUACCCAAAAUGUCCGCAACCAGAACUUGCUCUAGGAGUUGAAGCUCAUACUGAUGUAAGUGCACUCACUUUCAUCCUCCACAACAUGGUUCCCGGCCUGCAACUCUUUUAUCAAGGAAAAUGGGUUACGGCGAAAUGCGUUCCAAGCUCCAUUAUCAUGCACAUUGGCGACACAAUUGAGAUUUUAAGCAAUGGCAAAUACAAGAGUAUUCUGCACAGAGGACUUGUUAACAAGGAGAAGGUAAGGAUUUCUUGGGCAGUUUUCUGUGAGCCGCCAAAGGAGAAAAUCAUCCUUAAGCCAUUGCCUGAAGUUGUGACUGAAGAAGAGCCAGCAUUGUUCCCUCCUCGCACAUUUGCUCAACAUAUUGAGCAUAAGUUAUUUAGGAAGAGCCAAGAGACUACAACUACUAAUCUCUCUAAGCCAUUGCCUGAAGUUAUAACAGAGAAAGAGCCAGCAUUGUGCCCUCCUAGCACUUUUUCUCAACAAAUUGAGGAUAAGCUGUUAAGAAAGAGCCAAGAGGCUACAAUUGAUAAUAUUUCUAAGCCUUCUCCUGAAGUGGUAACUAAGGAAGAGCCAGCAUGGUUCCCUCCUCCAACUUUUGCACAACAGAUUGAGGAUAAGUUGUUCAUGAAAAGCCAGGAGACAACUGCUACUGAAUGAGGCUUCUUCAGCCCAAAACAAGUACUCGUUUAAUCGUAUUGGAUUAUAUAUUUUAUUCAUGGGUUGGUUCGUGUUUUGAACUUGUGUUACGGCAGGUAUAAGGUUUAUUUUAAUGUCUUCGUCCUUCACUUUUGUAAUAUUUCUACCUGCUUUCGUUGAAUAAUAAAAUUGAUGUUCUGUCUUA
Ricinus communis (castor bean) is the source of this 1709-nucleotide messenger RNA. RefSeq names its product leucoanthocyanidin dioxygenase. NCBI's taxonomy places the organism in Eukaryota, Viridiplantae, Streptophyta, Magnoliopsida, Malpighiales, Euphorbiaceae. The record is from RefSeq and is a predicted model, not a curated record.